AUGCUUACCACCAAAGAAACCUGGGUCGAGGUCAUUGGGAACAAACACAAUCGUAGACACAACUUCCAAUACAGUUCACCCCUCGGCCAGCAACAGCACUUUGAACUCUUCAAGACGCAGCCAACCAUCUCUGUCGGUCAGGAUGCUAAGGAGAGCAUCUUCCUUUUGGAUUCCUUGGCGAGCAUCAUUGCACAAUUACCUGGGAUAGAAGGGAAGAAAUGGAACCUGGUCGGACAUGGCACAUCUGGUACUGUCUAUAAGGGCCUCGCACACGCAAAUGUGUGUUGGUACACCAUCAAGGUCAUCCUCAGUGAUAACCUCAAACACAUCCCUACCGGAAAUUGUCAGCUUAUGGAGGAUAUCAGCAUUCUCGAAGAUUCAGCACAACAAUAUCUGUCAACUGAAGCAGGUGUUCUACCAUCCGUCCGAUAUCAUCCGCCAGUAGUCAAAGUGGCCGACUUCAGGCUGGCCAGGAUUAUUUGUGACAAGGAAGUUUUGAAGACUUUUUGCAGUACACCAUUAUACCUCACUCCCAAGAUUUUGGCCUGGAAAAGGCAAAAGGGAUACAGCCAUCUUGUGGACUCCUUUGACUGGGAUGCCCUUGAUGCUUUGGGCCCCAGCAAGCUAGAACCCUACUUCUCCUUCCGUGGCUUCUGGCACUUCCUGCCUACGGGCCCAAUUGUAUCAUCUCCUAUUCAACAGUCUGAACGUAUCAUGAAACAAAUGCAGCAGCUCAAGCAGCAUCCAGUGUCAAAGCCAUGGCACAAGCAUACUCCCAUCUCAUUGCUCACACCUGCGCCCUCGUUUUGGCCACUGCCAAAACAUAUUCUUCAGCUUGAGGUCCCUGAGUGGGUUGACGAGGUGAUCAUGUAUAUUGAGGCAGUUAAUGGUGGCCAAACCUUACCAACCUGUGACUCCUGA
Coniophora puteana RWD-64-598 SS2 is the source of this 921-nucleotide messenger RNA. RefSeq lists its product as uncharacterized. NCBI's taxonomy places the organism in Eukaryota, Fungi, Basidiomycota, Agaricomycetes, Boletales, Coniophoraceae. The transcript is spliced from 10 exons. Bases 1 to 921 code for a protein of 306 amino acids. The record is from RefSeq and is a predicted model, not a curated record.